AUGGGCCCACCGACAGAAGAAACACAAAGCCUCACGGUGGAUUGUUUGAUCUCACCUUCAAGUGCAGACUCGGACAGAGAGAAGAUUAAAGCCAUCCUACCGGACCUUGAACAAGAAAUCUUAGACAUCAAACUGAGUAAAAAAGGCGCAAUUGAUACCUUUGUGUGGCUCCCCACAAAGACUGGGAUAUUUUCAGCCAAGUCGGGAUACUAUGAAAGCAUAAAAAUCAACAACUCCGACGCCCCACUUCCUCCACCUGCAACAAGAGAAUUCAAUUGGUCAGAAUACAUUUGGCACCUGAAAACUUCACCCAAAAACAAGCUACUCCUACGGAAAGCAGUAAGAGGUGCCCUAUCUUCACGCGAAAAUCUGCGAGCAAGAUCAAUCAAUAUUGAAGGUCAAUGCCCUUUCUGUGGAUCAGAGGAAACCUCAAUCCAUCUGUUCUUUACAUGCCCGUUCGCUGUACAGGUGUGGAAAGCAGCCCCUUUCAAAAACCAAUUACCCCAAGGAAGUAUCCACUCAAUCCGCGACUUUAUUGAAAAGGCUAAGAUACUCGUGUGUUUACCACCGAGUGGAGUAGGACAUGGCCCCCUAUUCCCUUGGAUCUUCUGGGCGAUCUGGAACACCCGCAACCACAAAAUCUUCAAUAGCAAACCAACAUCACCAGAAGAAACCCUAACUCGAGCUAUAGCACUAGGACGGGAAUGGUGUGAAGCCCAAGAGUCUGAGACACCUCCUCAACCAAGGUUAACUCAAACUUCCCCUACUUAUGCAGGAUCUGAUAUGAUCAUUUGUAACGUAGAUGCGGCUUGGCAAAAAGAGACAAAAACCGCAGGAUGUGGUUGGAUCUUCCGCAAUGAAGCAAUCCGCCAACACUGUAUAGGAUCUGCACCUCCCUAUGGAUCAGAUCACCACUAA
Camelina sativa (false flax) is the source of this 918-nucleotide messenger RNA. RefSeq lists its product as uncharacterized. The record is from RefSeq and is a predicted model, not a curated record. Lineage: Eukaryota; Viridiplantae; Streptophyta; Magnoliopsida; Brassicales; Brassicaceae.